Messenger RNA from Cheilinus undulatus (humphead wrasse), 1681 nucleotides. It is a transcript of the gene yars2, whose product is annotated as tyrosyl-tRNA synthetase 2, mitochondrial. The record is from RefSeq and is a predicted model, not a curated record. Lineage: Eukaryota; Metazoa; Chordata; Actinopteri; Labriformes; Labridae. Gene Ontology annotation, molecular function: tyrosine-tRNA ligase activity; RNA binding; ATP binding. The coding region runs from base 10 to 1452 and encodes 480 amino acids. The transcript has 5 exons. Gene Ontology annotation, biological process: tyrosyl-tRNA aminoacylation. Gene Ontology annotation, cellular component: mitochondrion; cytosol.
UUGUCCAACAUGGCGGCCUCCAUGGCGCGGAGUUGCCGUUAUGCAUCGCGGCAUGGACUUUGUUUUGUACCCAGACUGAUAAGUCUUUCCCACACACUUAAGUCUAAGUUUCACUUUUCCUCUUCUGUACGUACUGGGCUACUGUUUUCUCUAAAUAAACGCGGUAUCUUGAAGGAGUCUUUCCCAGAUAACGCAGCUCAGGACCAGCUCCCAAAGCUACUCCAGUCCGGUGCUCAGACUGUUUACUGCGGCUUUGACCCCACAGCCGACAGCCUCCAUGUGGGAAACUUGCUCGCUAUCAUCGGCCUGCUUCACUUCCGUAACGCCGGGCACCACGUACUCGCUGUGCUCGGAGGGGCCACGGCUCAGAUCGGGGACCCGAGCGGCAAAACCAGAGAGAGGGAGCGGCUUUCCCCGGACACUGUGGCGGUGAACACCCGCAGCAUCCGGGAGAGCCUUCACAGGAUUUUUACCAACCACGAACUGCACUUUAACGACAGCUCAAAGAAGCUGGGGACGUUUACUGUACUGAACAACAUCAGCUGGUAUAAGAACUGCAGCGUGGUGGGCUUCCUAGCAGAGAAUGGGAGACACUUCAGGAUGGGAACCAUGCUGAGCCGGCACAGUGUGCAGUCCAGGUUGAAGAGUACAGACGGUAUGAGCCUGACUGAGUUCACUUACCAGGUGUUCCAGGCUUAUGACUUCCACCACUUGAACCAAGUGUACGGCUGCAGGAUCCAGUUAGGGGGCACGGACCAGCUGGGCAAUCUGAUGUCCGGCCAUGACUUCAUUCAAAAAGUAAGCGGCGAGGCGGUGUAUGGCCUGACCAUGCCACUGGUGACCAGUUCUGUAGGAGACAAGCUGGGGAAGACAGAAGGCAACGCUGUGUGGCUUAACAGAGACAAGACGUCUCCUUUUGAGCUCUAUCAGUUCUUCCUCCGACAGCCUGACGCCAGUGUGGAGGGAUAUCUGAAGCUGUUCACCUUCAUUCCUCAAGCAGAGAUUGAGAGGUUGAUGGAGCAGCAGAGAGAGGAGCCAGGUAAAAGGGUCGCACACAAACGGCUGGCUGCAGAGGUGACAAAACUGGUGCAUGGAAAGGAAGGUCUCGAGAGCGCAAAAAGGUGUACCAAAGCUCUGUACCACAGCAGCGUGCAGGCUUUGGAGGAAAUGAGUGACGAGGAGCUGCAGGAGCUCUUCAGAGAAGCUCCCUUUCAUGAGCUGCUGCUGGAACCUGGAACCACGGUUUUAGAUGCAUGCCGCAGGGUCAACGCCAUCCCAGAGGGACCCAAAGGGUAUCGGAUGGUUUCAGAAGGAGCUGUAUGGAUUAACCACAGUCGAACUGACAAUCCAGAGCAAGUGCUGAUACCAAAAAUCCACAUCCUUUCCAACGGACUGACUUUACUCCGAGUGGGGAAGAGGAAUUUUUCUAUCAUCAAGUGGCUUAGUCUCUGAGGCUGACUGCUUCUGCAAUGGACCAGUUUGACCUUUGAUGGACUGACAGGGAAGGUAGGGGACUACACCUUUACAGGGUCAUUGAGGAGAUGUGGAUGGACUAAUGAUUUGGAACCUGCCCUAAGCCCUCAUUGAUUGCCUGUAGUUGUCAAACAAAUAUUUAUAUGUACAGAUGUGGAAUUUAUCCAAAGCCAUUAUAUUAAAAGCAUCUGAUAAAAAGAUAGUACCU